UCUUGUGGACAGCCAUCCCUCCUUCCCGGGCCUCUGUUUCCCAGCAGCUCUGUGGAAUGUUAGUCCUUCCGAUGUCAGGUAGUGACGUUGUGGGUGAACUGGCUCUGUAGCCGUGGCAGCGGCCGAGGCGGGCUGGCCGGGGACCGGCUGCCGCUGACCGGAGUGAAGCUACCUGCUGACAUCAGCCGGGGCCUCAGUGUGCCACCGCUACCAGGCCGGGCAGCUAAACUAUGUGCUUCUCCAGGGCGGGCACCAUGUUGCAUUCAUCUUUGUACCCCCGGCAUCUAGCAGUGUUGGCAUAUAGUAGGCACUCAAGAAAUGUGUGUUGAAUGAAUGCUGCCUGUGACAAGCAACUGGACUUUAUUCUUUCCUGACCCUUGCUCCUAUGACACACCUCCUCCCGACUGCCACUGUCACCCCUUCUGAGCAGAACUUCUCUAGGGAACUCAAGGGAAACAGCUAUGGCCAAGGACAUCCUGGGUGAAGCAGGGCUGCACUUUGAUGAGCUGAACAAGCUGCGGGUGCUGGACCCAGAGGUGACCCAGCAGACCAUAGAGCUCAAGGAAGAGUGCAAGGACUUUGUGGACAAAAUUGGCCAGUUUCAGAAAAUAGUUGGUGGUUUAAUUGAGCUUGUUGACCAACUUGCAAAAGCAGCAGAAAAUGAGAAGAUGAAGGCCAUCGGUGCUCGGAACUUGCUCAAAUCUAUAGCAAAGCAGAGAGAAGCCCAACAGCAGCAACUUCAAGCACUAAUAGCAGAAAAGAAAAUGCAGCUAGAAAGGUAUCGGGUUGAAUAUGAAGCUUUGUGUAAAGUAGAAGCAGAACAAAAUGAAUUUAUUGACCAAUUUAUUUUUCAGAAAUGAACUGAAAAUUUCACUUUUAUAGCAGGAAGGCAAAGCCCGCUCCCUAAACCAAAACCCCCGUGUGCCACUCCAGCAACUUGACUAAUGAUCUAAAAGCGUGUCACCGUGCGUGAGGAGCGCAGCCCUCUGAAGGCAGCACUGCGAGGCUGAGGGGCUCAUUUUGAGCAUCAGUGCACAGCUGCCACCGGUGGCCACGUGGGGGGGGGGGUCUCACCUCUUGCAUUCUUAGUUUGAACUAAGCAGACUGUAAGCUUUCAUCCUUUUUUUGUAAACUUACAAAGCUUUGGAAAGAAAAGCAAUAAAUUGUUUUCAAAUGGCUCAAUUUACCUUUUUUCCUUGAAGUAUGUUUAACCCUU
Propithecus coquereli (Coquerel's sifaka) is the source of this 1216-nucleotide messenger RNA. RefSeq names its product intraflagellar transport 20 (gene IFT20). Gene Ontology annotation, biological process: centrosome localization; protein localization to cilium; intraciliary transport. The transcript has 6 exons. Gene Ontology annotation, cellular component: intraciliary transport particle B; Golgi apparatus; centrosome. The coding region runs from base 462 to 860 and encodes 132 amino acids. The record is from RefSeq and is a predicted model, not a curated record. Lineage: Eukaryota; Metazoa; Chordata; Mammalia; Primates; Indriidae.